Molecule: messenger RNA, 450 nt
Organism: Dibothriocephalus latus
Lineage: Eukaryota; Metazoa; Platyhelminthes; Cestoda; Diphyllobothriidea; Diphyllobothriidae
Source: the annotation of a GenBank genome assembly
AUGCCGGCAACAGUUAAUAAAGUGUUGAGCGAACUUAUCUUUACUCCGCUCGUUGCGUCCGAGGAUGACCUUUCAGAUGGCUACAGCCACGAAAAUUCCGGGGAAGCAUGGUUCACAGCGGCACAGAGCAUGCCUCAUCUGUGUUAUCGAAAGCCGUCCUUUAUGGCCUCCAGUUUACUGGCCUCUGCUACUUCAGUGAGCAAAAUACACCUCAAACAGGCUUCUACUUAUCCCGCCCUCCUGCGACAUCGCACCCUUUCAUCAAACAGCAUGUCACUUACGUCCAAUAGUUUGCAGCCCUCAGACAGUAAAGGCCUCCAGGUGACCACGGCACCCUCCAAAUCGCUUCGCCAGUUCAGGAUUACAAGGUGGAUGGGCAGUCCUUUCGACCCCAUUAACGCUGCGGUGCACUUUGGUAAGUACAUCUUGUCAAACCAAGGUUGUGCAUAG